This is a messenger RNA of Podarcis lilfordi (Lilford's wall lizard), 8649 nucleotides long. NCBI's taxonomy places the organism in Eukaryota, Metazoa, Chordata, Lepidosauria, Squamata, Lacertidae. The record is from the annotation of a GenBank genome assembly.
AUGUUCACCAGCAUCACGGACGGGCUCCUGUGUUGCCUGAUGGGCAAGACCCCCAACGCCGUGGGUCCCCUGGAGAGCGUCGAGUCCAGCGACGGGUUUAGCUUCGUGGAGGUGAAGCCCGGCCGGGUCCUGCGGGUCAAGCACCUGGCCCCCGCCCGCCCACCGGGGGCCGAGGACGCGCCCCAGACGGCGGGCGUCGUGCGCUGCAAGCGCCGCAUCACCGUUUACCGCAACGGCCAGAUGGUCAUCGAGAACCUGGGCGACGCCGUCCGCGCCGACAUCCUCCACUGCCAGAACGGCUCCGAAGCCAACGGCACAAUGGAGCUGGAGGUCUCGGACGCUGCCAGCGCGGCCACCCCCUCGGCCAACCCCCCCGGUCCCGGCCCUGCCAAGCGCCGCCGACGGAAGCCGAAGAAGGUGGUCAACGUCGACUGCACCAAGUUCAUCACCAGCUGCAAGGGCACCCACAGCGACGUGGUCCUCUUCUUCAUCCACGGCGUGGGGGGCUCUCUGGACAUCUGGAAGGAGCAGUUGGACUUCUUUGCCAAGUUGGGCUACGAGGUGGUGGCCCCCGACCUGGCCGGACACGGGUGCAGUUCGGCUCCACAGAUCGCCGCUGCCUACACUUUUUACGCCCUGGCGGAAGACAUGAGGGCCGUCUUCAAGCGCUACGCUCGGAAGAGGAACAUCCUCAUCGGGCACUCCUACGGGUAAGGGCGAGGGGAGGGUCCCCAACCCCGUUCAUUCCAUUCCGUUGAAUACUGGUUUCAUUGGAGCGGGCCAGGAAUGUGUGUGUGUUGAUUUCUAAAGCUUAUUCUAACCUUCCUCGCAAGGUUGUUCUGGGGAUCAAGUGAGCAGGGAGGGGAGAGCCAUUUCUGAGCUUCACCGCGCCCCGCACACUCCAUUUCACUCUGCCCCGUGUUCCAUCAAAUGUCGGUUUUGCUGUAGGGGAUUUCUGCAGCUUAUUCCAGAACUGGAGGCCAUCCCCUGAGAGCAGGGAGAAUUUAGCUUAGGUAUAUUUCGAAGGGAGCAGUAGGUUGGAGCGUAUGAACCGAAAGGAAAGGAACGUAUCACUGAAACCGUUUUUUAAAUUGUAAACAUAAGGGAAAGAAAGGAGACGGAGAUUGGGAAAUGCAAGCGAGGAAACGCUGUCUUGGCAGCGCAGUGAUAAAAAGGCUGAGAAAAUCAGAAGAGCCCAUCUAAUGCUGUAUUGCGUUUUUAAUAUUCGAUUGGGAGCCGCCCAGAGUGGCUGGGGAAACCCAGCCAGAGGGAUGGGGUAUAAAUAAUGAAUUAUUAUAUUAAUGCAGCCUCCUGCCCCCACAGGGGCCAGAAAGAUGCCCUCAAAGGGAAGCCCCCAAGCAGCAUUCAGGCACAAGGCCUCUCUCUCCCCCUCCAUUAUGGCCUCUGAACGUGGAGGCAGAGCCAAGGGUAGAAAUAUUUGAUGUAAAUGGAUGUGUCCUCUCCCAAGUUCAGACACAAAUUCACAGGUACGCUGCAGGUGACCUGAAUGAAGCUCAUGGACCUUUGGUAGUCUGCAGACCACAGUUUAAAUCAUCAUCAUUUUCAUCCCAGGAAGCCAGGCAUAGGGGCACCUUCUGUUAUUCCCCCCACUCAGGAACGUGAAGGUAGACUGCUCUUGAAAAUGGAGGCUCUUUCAACGCACGUGAAUAGCAGCUUUGGCAAGCUUCCUCCUUUCUGGCUUUAGAUAUGACCCAGCCUACUCAUAACCUGGACUACAAUUCCUAUCAUCCAGGGUGGGCUGCAAACAUCAUCAUCAUCACCAUUAUUCUUAUUAGUAGUAGUAGUAGUAGUAGUAGUAGUAUACCACCUUAUACCUGCAAGUCUCAGGGCAGUUCACAACGUAAAAUCACAACAUAAAAACACAAAAUACAUAAUAAAAACGAAAACAACCCAAUAAACUCACCAACACAUUUUAAUAGGGCAUUGGAUGUCAAUCAGUCAAAGGCCUGGUUAAAGAAGAACAUUUUUGCCUGAUGGCCAAAGGUAUACAACAACAACAACAACAACAACAACAACAACAACAACAACAACAACAACAACAACAACAAUUUAUUAUUUAUACCCCGCCCAUCUGGCUGGGUUUCCCCAGCCACUCUGGAUGGCUUCCAACAGAAUAUUAAAAUACAAUAACCUAUUAAACAUUAAAAGCUUCCCUAAACAGGGCUGCCUUCAGAUGUCUUCUAAAAGUCUGGUAGUUGUUCUCUUUGACAUCUGGUGGGAGGGCGUUCCACAGGGCAGGUGCCACCACCGAGAAAGCCCUCUGCCUGGUUCCCUAUAACCUCACUUCUCGCAGUGAAGGAACCGCCAGAAGGCCCUCGGCGCUGGACCUCAGUGUCCGGGCUGGACGAUGGGGGUGGAGACGCUCCUUCAGGUAUACUGGACCGAGGCCGUUUAGGGCUUUCAAGGUCAGCACCAACUCUCUGAAUUGUGCUCAGAAAUGUACUGGGAGCCAAUGUAGGUCUUUCAAGACCGGUGUUAUGUGGUCUUGGCGGCCGCCCCCAGUCACUAGUCUAGCUGCCGCAUUCUGGAUUAAUUGCAGUUUCCGGGUCACCUUCAAAGGUAGCCCCACGUAGAGCGCAUUGCAGUAGUCCAAGCGAGAGAUAACCAGAGAAUGCACCACUCUGGCGAGACAGUCCGCGGGCAGGUAGGGUCUCAGCCUGCGUACCAGAUGGAGCUGGUAGAGAGGCCGCCCUGGACACAGAACUGACCUGCGCCUCCAUGGACAGCUGUGAGUCCAAAAUGACUCCCAGGCUGCACACCUGGUCCUUCAGGGGCCUAGUUAUCCCAUUCAGGACCAGGGAGUCCCCCACACCUGCCCGCCCCCUGUCCCCCCAAAACAAUACUUCUGUCUUGUCAGGAUUCAACCUCAAGCUGUUAGCCACCAUCCAUCCUCCAACCGCCUCCGGGCACUCACACAGGACCUUCACUGCCUUCACUGUUCUGAUUUGAAAGAGAGGUAGAGCUGGGUAUCAUCCGCAUACUGAUGAACACCCAGCCCAAACCGCCUGAUGAUCUCUCCCAGCAGCUGCAUGUAGAUGUUGAAAAGCAUGGGGGAGAGGACAGAGCCCUGAGGCACCCCACAAGUGAGAGCCCAACGGUCAGAAGAGUGACUAGUGGGGUGCCACAGGGUUCUGUCUUGGGCCCGGUCUUAUUCAACAUCUUUAUCAACGACUUGGAUGAUGGACUCAAGGGCAUCCUGAUCAAAUUUGCAGAUGACACCAAACUGGGAGGGGUGGCUAACACCCCAGAGGACAGGAUUACACUUCAAAACGACCUUGACAGAUUAGAGAACUGGGCCAAAACAAACAAGAUGAAUUUUAACAGGGAGAAAUGUAAAGUAUUGCACUUGGGCAAAAAAAUGAGAGGCACAAAUACAAGAUGGGGACACCUGGCUUGAGAGCAGUACAUGUGAAAAGGAUCUAGGAGUCUUGGUUGACCACAAACUUGACAUGAGCCAACAGUGUGACACGGCAGCUAAAAAGCCAAUGCAAUUCUGGGCUGCAUCAAUAGGAGUAUAGCAUCUAGAUCAAGGGAAGUAAUAGUGCCACUGUAUUCUGCUCUGGUCAGACCUCACCUGGAGUACUGUGUCCAGUUCUGGGCACCACAGUUCAAGAAGGACACUGACAAACUGGAACGUGUCCAGAGGAGGGCAACCAAAAUGGUCAAAGGCCUGGAAACGAUGCCUUAUGAGGAACGGCUAAGGGAGCUGGGCAUGUUUAGCCUGGAGAAGAGGAGGUUAAGGGGUGAUAUGAUAGCCAUGUUCAAAUAUAUAAAAGGAUGUCACAUAGAGGAGGGAGAAAGGUUGUUUUCUGCUGCUCCAGAGAAGCAGACACGGAGCAAUGGAUCCAAACUACAAGAAAGAAGAUUCCACCUAAACAUUAGGAAGAACUUCCUGACAGUAAGAGCUGUUUGACAGUGGAAUUUGCUGCCAAGGAGUGUGGUGGAGUCUCCUUCUUUGGAGGUCUUUAAGCAGAGGCUUGACAACCAUAUGUCAGGAGUGCUCUGAUGGUGUUUCCGGCUUGGCAGGGGGUUGAACUCGAUGGCCCUUGUGGUCUCUUCCAACUCUAUGAUUCUAUGAUUCUUAACACAUUCCCCACCACCCUCCAGCUUAUUGCACCCUCUUGCCUGCUUGCUUCUUCCCACAGAGUCUCCUUCUGCACCUUCCUGGCGCACGAAUACCCGGAUCUGGUCCACAAGGUGAUAAUGAUCAAUGGUGGCGGCCCCACAGCUUUGGAGCCCAGUCUAUGCUCCAUCUUCAACAUGCCCACGUGCGUCCUGCGCUGCCUCUCCCCCUGCCUGGCUUGGAGUUUCCUCAAGUGAGUAGCCAUCUUCCUUUUCGGGGGUCUCUGGGGGUCCCCAAGACAAAACACCAGUCCCCACAGAUCUGUCACUCUGCGUUCUUACUGAGUAUAGCAGGAGAUGAAAUACCACAAGACAGGAAAGAAAUUGUUCUUUUAUGCAACUGCAGCAGCCCGGUUACUCCUUGCAAAGAACUGGAAAGGGAAUUGUAUACCCACAAAAGAGAACUGGCCAUAUAAAUUAAUAGAAUUUAUAGAAUUGGCAAAAUUAACUGCGGCAAUAAGAUAUCAAACACAUCAGAAAUUAAGGUCACAAUGGUUGUGGUUCGAAGAGUGUAUGAGUAAAGGUAAAGGUAAAGGUACCCCUGCCCGUGCGGGCCAGUCGUGACCGACUCUAGGGUUGCGCGCCCAUCUCACUUAAGAGGCCGGGGGCCAGCGCUGUCCGGAGACACUUCCGGGUCACGUGGCCAGCGUGACGAAGCUGCUCUGGCGAGCCAGCACCAGCACAGCACACGGAAACGCCGUUUACCUUCCCGCUAUAAAGCGGUCCCUAUUUAUCUACUUGCAUUUUGACGUGCUUUCGAACUGCUAUGUGGGCAGGAGCUGGGACCGAACGACGGGAGCUCACCCUGUCGCGGGGAUUCGAACCGCCGACUUUACGAUCAGCAAGUCCUAGGCACUGAGGUUUUACCCACAGCGCCACCCGCAUCCUACCAGCGCCACCAGCGUCCCAACACUGCUCUAAAGAGAGUAAACACUGCUCUAAAGAUAGCAUGCUGAUAUGUUUAGACUAAGGUCGUAAAGCUGUCUUGAUAAUAUAAUAGUAUAUUAUAAGAAAUAAUGUAGUGGUACAUGAUUUGCAAUGUAAAUAAGAACUUGAAUGAAAAAAUGACAAGCACUGGUAGAGGGAAGUCACAAAGGUGUAUUAACAUCCACCUAUUUUAUUUACUUCUUAACUUUUUUCUUUCGUUUUUCUUCUUAUCCUUUCCCCCAUUUUUUAUUGUUAUUUUUUGUUGUUAUUAUGAUAUUAUGGUUGUAAGUGUAUGUGUAUUAAUGUUUGUAUGAAUGUCUAAUCAAAUCAAUCAAUCAAUCAAUCAAUCAAUCAAUCAAUCAAUUAAAAAAGACCUGCCACUCUGCAUUCCAUGGCUCCUGAGCAUGAUCUAUCCUCACUGGGCUGUUGAUGUGUGUGUGUGUAGCUUUUAUUUUUAAAGUACCGGCCCAUAGGGCGCACCUAGUUUUGGAGGGGGGAAAUAAAGGAAAAAAAAUAUUUCCCCCCCCCAGCCCCCAGAACAGGCUGCUAUCCGCAAGCCUUGGGAGCCCGGCAGGAACUCCCAAGGCUUGCGGAUAGCUUCCUGAAGCCUGGAGAGCAAGAGGGGUCGGUGAACACCGACCCCUCUCGCUCUCCAGGCUUCAGCGAAAGCCUGCAUUCGCCCCAUAGGAUGCACACACAUUUCCCCUUCAUUUUUGGAGGGGAAAAAGUGCGUCCUAUAGGGUGAAAAAUACGAUAAUUUCCUUUUGUGUCAUGUCUUUUUAUAGUCUAAGCCCUGGGUUUGCUUAUUUCCUUCUCCCUCCCGGAGUAUGUUCCUUUUGUGCCGUGUCUUUGUAUAUUGUCUUCACACACACACACACACACACACACACACACAUAUUAGUUUUUUUAACAUAUCAUUUUCAACAAUAAUUAAACAUACUUUUAUAUCUUAUACAAUUUUUUUGACUUCCAUCAAUCACAUCUGGAAAUUUUCCAAUCUAUUCACUUAAUAUACAUUUCUUACUUUCACUAUUACCUUUAAAUCUCAUAACUACUAUCUCUAUUCUUUCUCUACUUUGCAGUAUUUCAUAUAUUUCUCCUUACAAAACUUCUUGUAGUCCUACCAGCGUAAUUUGUUGAUUAUAGUUCUCUUCAAAUAAUUUGUAUAUUUCUUCCAAUCUUCUGUGAAUCUCUGGUCCCGCAGGUUUCGAAUCCUUCCUGUUCUUUUAUCUAAUUCUGCGUAGUCCAUUAAUUUUGUUUGCCAUUCUUCUUUUGUCGGAAUUUCUUUUUGCUUCCAUUUCUAGGCUAACAACACUCUUACCGCUCUUGUUGCAUAUAAAAACAAUUUAACAUCUUGUCUAUUAAUAUCCUCACCUAUAAUACCAAGUAGAAAUGCUUCUGGUUUUUUUAAGAAUGUAUAUUUCAACAUCUUUUUCAUCUCAUUAUAUACCAUUUCCUAGAAGUUUUUUUUACUUUCUUACAUUCCCACCACAUAUGAUAAAAUGUUCCUUCUUUUUCGUCUUUGUAUAUUGUCUUCAUUCCUUUUCUUUCUUUCACUGAUUUCUCAGCUGCCCCGGGAGCCUGGCGACGAAUCCUCCCAAGUAUUAAACGAAUAAAUAAAAAAAGAAUAAAUAUCCGUGCUGAAUUAACCCUGCCCGUUUGGCUCUGCUUGCAGGGCUGGCUUUGCCCGCCAAGGCGCCAAGGAGAAGCAGCUGCUGAAGGAAGGGAACGCCUUCAACGUCUCGUCCUUCGUCCUGAGAGCCAUGAUGAGCGGCCAGUACUGGCCAGAGGGGGAUGAGGUCUACCAUGCGGAGCUGACCGUGCCCGUCCUCCUCGUUCACGGCAUGCACGACAAAUUUGUCCCUGUGGAGGAGGACCAGCGGAUGGCUGAGGUAACGCUUUUGCAAACCUACCCUGAAUCCCUGUGAAAUCCCACUCCAAUCCCCUGCCUUUCUCCUUGCCCGGGAGUGUUCCUUACUGUAAAGGUAAAGGGACCCCUGACCAUUAGGCCCAGUUGCGGACAACUCUGGGGUUGCGGCGCUCAUCUCGCUUUACUGGCUGAGGGAGCUGCCGUUUGUCUGCAGACAGUUUUUCCGGGUCAUGUGGCCAGCAGGACUAAGCCGCUUCUGGUGAACCAGAGCAGUGCACGGAAAUGCCGUUUACCUUCCCACCGAAGCGGUACCUAUUUAUCUACUUGCACUUUUUGGUAUGCUUUCAAACUGCUAGGUUGGCAGGAGCAGGGACCGAGCAACGGGAGCUCACCCCAUCGCGGGGAUUCGAACCGCCAACCUUCUGAUCGGCAAGCCCAAGAAGGCUCUGUGGUUAGAUAAAGGUUCCCUGGACGGUUAAGUCCAGUCAAAGGGGACUCUGGGGUUGCGGCGUUCAUCUCGCUUUAUUGGCCGAGGGAGCCGGCAUACAGCUUCCGGGUCGUGGCCAGCAUGACUAAGCCGCUUCUGGCAAACCAGAGCAGUGCACGGAAACGCCGUUUACCUUCCCGCUGGAGCGGUACCUAUUUAUCUACUUGCACUUUGAGGUGCUUUCGAACUGCUAGGUUGGCAGGAGGUUUCUUACUGUAGAAUUCUGCAGAACAGCAACUUCACCUCUGGCCAGUGAAACGGGAUAAUGUUUUCUGGUGUGCCUCAGUGAACUUGAGUGCUGUUCAAUUCUAUGGUUAUAUAUGCCAGAAACAGGGAACUCUUAGAGGGUCAUAAGAACCUGACAUUUGCACCAGCUGUAGCCUAAGGCAAGCUGGGAGGUGCUUCACGCAGAAGUUUAGCAAGCCGCUCAGUGUAGUUCCUCCCCUCCUUUAAAAGUUUGGGGUGGGGCUUGGGGAAAGAGUGGAAGACCCUUUGGUGGGGACAGGUGAGGGGUGGGUGAGGUGUAAAAGGGCAGGUGAGGUGGGGAGCAAAUGGUAUAUUAUUAUUAUUAUUAUUAUUAUUUUAUUUAUACUCCGCCCAUCUGGCUGGGUUUCCCCAGCCACUCUGGGCAGCUCCCAAUUGAGUGUUAAAAACAAUACAGCAUUAAAUAUUAAAAACUUCCCUAAACAGGGCUGCCUUCAGAUGUCUUAUGCAGUGGUACCUCUGGGUGCGAACGGGAUCCAUUCCGGAGCCCUGUUCGCAUCCUGAAGCAAACGCAACCCGCAUCCGUGGGUCACGAUUUGCCGCUUCUGCGCAUGCGUGUGACGUUGUUUUGAGCGUCUGCGCAUGCGCAAGCAGUGAAACCCGGAAGUAAUGCACUCCAUUAUUUCCGGGUCGCCGUGGAGCGCAACCCGGAAAUACUUAACCUGAAGCUACUUCAACCCGAGGUAUGACUGUAGUAAUUAUUACUGUUAUAACAAGAGAGUUGAGAUGAGCCCUCUAAGCUUCCACGGAGCAGGGAACUGCCUUUCAAACCUUCUCCUGCCCCUUUCCUUCCCCCCCCCAGAUCCUGCUCAUCGCUUUCCUGAAGGUGAUUGACGAAGGCAGCCACAUGGUCAUGAUGGAGUGUCCGGAAACAGUGAACACCCUUUUGCACGAGUUCCUGUUAUGGGAGCCGGAGGCUGUCCCAGCCGCGGAUGGAACAGAAGCAGAGAAGAAAUAA